Messenger RNA from Dentiscutata heterogama, 1518 nucleotides. The record is from the annotation of a GenBank genome assembly. NCBI's taxonomy places the organism in Eukaryota, Fungi, Glomeromycota, Glomeromycetes, Diversisporales, Gigasporaceae.
AUGAGUAAUCUAAGAGUGGUAAAUUUUACAAGCGAGAACGAAGACUAUAUGGCUUUUACCCCACAACAAACAACAAAACGUCAUUUAGAAAGUCAUAAUAAUUAUUUUCAAUUUGUUCAAAAACGUAGAAAAUUAAAUGAGGACUAUUUCAACUCCCAACUACCACCUAUUCAAUAUAUCGAAGAUAAUUCUAAUGUAAAUCAUUUACUAAAGCCACAAGAAAAAUUAUUAUCUCGAAAAUCUGUGGCCUCGCUUCCCACUCAUCGCCCACUGUCCUGCUUUGGUCAAGAGCUUUGUGAGGGCUCAUGCAUAUCCUUAAAAGUUUUACAAAAUAAAACUUGUUAUUGUUCGCCGCCGGAGCUAUGCUCCGGUCCUACUCGAUAUGGAAUCUCAGAUAAUGCAUUGCAUCAAUUUCAAAAUUCCGCAGUUUCAAUCUCUUCUAAUUUUCGUAUGAUUCCUGUCAACGUAAGCAACAAUACCGUUCGAAAUUUAACGGUUAAUGAUCACCCUGAUGCUCCAGAAAACGAUAAUCAAGAAUUUUCUAUUCUCAAUAUAAUUCCAUCUUUGAUAAGUGAAAAACAUCGAAAGGCCGCAUUUGUUGAAAAUUUAGUUGAUACCGCUUGUCUUAUCGUGGAAGUAAUUUGGGCAAAUUUUUCUGUUAGUCCAAGCGCAAAAAUUAUUACUCUACGUGUAUUCAUUCAAGAAACUUUGAGACGUUCACGUACCUCUUAUUCAACACUUCAGACUGCUUUAUUUUAUUUAAUCAGAAUAAAAUCUGAAAUUGCUAAAUUAUAUCGGUGUACUGAAUACUUACCAACUCCAACUUCCGAAUAUCCUCCAAAUGUGAUUCCAAAUUCCAAUCAAAAUAAUGAUCCGGCUACAUGUGGUCGGCGCAUGUUUUUAGCUGCUUUGAUUGUUGCUUCAAAAUACCUUCAAGAUCGUAACUUUUCGAACCGUGCUUGGUCUAAAAUGUCUGGACUUUCCGUUAAAGAAAUUAAUACCAACGAAAUCUGUUUUCUCAAGCUUAUUGAUUAUAACCUUUUCAUAGCUGAAAACAAUUUUAAGCGUUGGAGUAGUCUUUUACUAACGAAUAUCCAAGCUAUUUCAGGACCUGACAUGUCGAAUCCAGAAGCAUUCAGAAUAGCAAAAAAUAGAAGAAAGGUUGACAGAUUUCGUGAAACCUUAAAAUUGCUAGAUCCAAUGACCAUGGAAUGUGAAGGAUCAUAUCCAAUCACUCCUGCUAUCACUCCAACAGAUAGUGCGCCAGGAUCACCACACGAACAACAGCCUAAUAUGUUGAAACAGAUGUCAUUUACAUCUACUUUAUCAUCCACAUUACAGGCAUUGACUGGACAAAUUGCUGAUAUUCCUGAGCAUGUUCAGAAAUCAAAGUGGAGUUCACUCAAUUAUGAUGUUGGAUAUAAUUAUCAGUUUUUAACAAAUAAUAAUUAUGAAAACAACCUUGAAGGAUGUCAAGAUAGUAGAAUAAAAAGAAUUCUUGUUCGAUCUUUUGCAUGA